AUGGCAUCAGACUCUCCUCGAAAGACGGUGGCCAUCAUAGGCGCCGGAGCAGCAGGCAUGUCCUGCGCCUCCACCCUAUCCCAACACCCCGACAAAUUCGAGAUUCACAUCUUCGACACCGCCCCUCACGCCGGCGGCCAAGCGACCUCCAUUCCCCUCCCCGCCAACUACGGCGCGACCUGGCUCAACGACGGCGUGCAAGGCGGCUCAUCCAUAUUCCGCCAUACAUUCAACUUCUUCCGCCGAUACGGAUACGAGCCCCAGCCGGUGCAACUCCAAGUAUCCUUCGGGAAGGGCCCCGACAGCUUCUUCACCAACAUGUUCCCCAGCCCCCUCGUCGACCGAUACUCCGCCGAGAUCGAGAAACUCGGCCGCGUAUUGAAGUGGAUUAAGCGGCUGUUGCCAUUCCUGGGUAUAUUACCUAUCAAGGUUGUUCUACGGCUGUUCAGAUUUAGUCAGGAGUUUGGGAGUAAGAUGGUUCUUCCACUCAUUGCGCUGUUCUUGGGCACGGGGAACCAGACGCCGAAUGUGUCUAGUGUGUUGCUCGAACGGUUGUUUGAUGAUCCGCAGAUGCGGUUGUGGGAUUUUGAUCCGGAUAUGUUGUUGCCCAAUCGGCCGGAGAUGUAUACGUUUCCGGAGUUGGGCGCGUUUUAUAGGGAUUGGGUGGGGAAUUUGGGGGAGAAUAAGGGGGUGAGAGUGAGGUUGGGGACGGAGGUGGAGAUUUUGGGGAGGGAUAGUAAGAGGGGAGUGGAUUUGAGGGUUUGGGAUAGGAGUGAUGGUAGGGGGGAAGGGGAGGAACGUAGGUGGGAGGGAGUGAUGCAUGAUGAACAUUUUGAUGAGCUUGUGCUGUGUGUGCCGGCUGAUGAGGCGAAGAAAUUGCUCAGUAGGCAUGCUACCUGGCGGGAGAAGUAUGUUCUCGGGGGUGUGAGGUUCUACGACGAUGUUACGGUCACGCAUAGCGAUGCGGACUAUUUCAAUAGUAUCUUCGAAACGAGGUAUAAGAGUGAUUUGUGUGGGAAGGCGUCUAGCGAAGCGCGCAACGAGCAGAUCUCGUUUGCAAAGCAGACACCGCGCUGUCGGAAAGACGGGUGGGAUGGAUUCGCGCCUAUGUACUAUACCCAUUCCUAUGAGCAGGAUCCGCAGAAGAUCGAGAUGGGGUUCGAUUGUUCGAACUAUCAGCAUCAGUUCCGGGAGGCAUUGGGGGAGGGGGCUCUGUCUCUGGAGCCCAAUCGCCAUGUGUAUCAGACGAUAUUCCUGAACAAAAAGGAAUCGGAUCUAUGGACGUGGGGAAGUAUCGACAAGGAAAAGAUCAUUGCGAAGAAAUGGUGGCAUCAAUUCGGGCAUAAUUGGCAGCAUUAUAUACGUGUUGUGCCCGGGAUGAUGUUCAUUAAUGGGAAGAAUCGGACAUUGUAUGCGGGGAGUUGGACCAUGGUGAAUAUGCAUGAGAUAGCUUGUAUAUCAGGCAUUGCGGCUGCGUAUCGACUUGGGGCUACGUAUGAGCCUUUUGAUGAUUUCGCAGAGGAGUUCUUCGCCAUGUAUUUGCUUGUGAGUCAUGGGAGGAGAUAUAAGCGGAGAUAG
Aspergillus welwitschiae is the source of this 1578-nucleotide messenger RNA. RefSeq names its product putative flavin-containing amine oxidasedehydrogenase. The record is from RefSeq and is a predicted model, not a curated record. The transcript has 3 exons. Gene Ontology annotation, molecular function: oxidoreductase activity. Bases 1 to 1578 code for a protein of 525 amino acids. Lineage: Eukaryota; Fungi; Ascomycota; Eurotiomycetes; Eurotiales; Aspergillaceae.